Molecule: messenger RNA, 5054 nt
Organism: Polypterus senegalus (gray bichir)
Lineage: Eukaryota; Metazoa; Chordata; Cladistia; Polypteriformes; Polypteridae
Gene: slmapa
Product: sarcolemma associated protein a
Exons: 25
Coding region: 1079-3682 (867 amino acids)
Molecular function (GO): protein binding
Source: RefSeq, a predicted model, not a curated record
UGUGUGUGUCUGCUAUUCAAUAUGGCGGUCAUUACGAGAGGAGGGGGACAACUUGCGUGGAUUUGCCUUCAGCCCUGCGAGAGGAGACGUUAAUUUUCUGUGCGGUAGUCAACACUCAGUUAUUAAAGACAAGCAGGGGAAACAAAUGGCUUAGCGGCUACCCCUCUAGAAAUAUUUUAUCUAUAUAUGGAACACGCGAAGCUGCGUGGAGGGUCCGGCAUGAAAUUUCCGUGUCUGCUUCUUAAAGGAGGGGCGCUGUUUUGAUUUUCGCGUUGGAAAGUUAACACCGUUGCCUGUACCUUUCCUUUCCUCGUGUCCCGUGAGAAGUGGGUUUCAGACGCCGCCUUGUUCUGAGGCCUGGAUUGGGACAUUUUCUUGGGGAUAUUUAAAGUUUGGCAUCGCACGCCAGGUGAACGUGUUUCUAAGUGAAAACGGAAUGCUGCGCUCUUCUUGAUUGUAGGUGCAGCCUGUGGGGUGCUCGCUGUUGGGACUGGUGUUCUGAUAACUGAAGGCGGAUUCACCACAGCAAGAUCAAACGAGACCAGCAUUUUGGAUUAUUAACCUCUUCGAGUUGGCCUUGUAGGUGCUCCGGAAAAUGAACGGGUAAAAGUGGCUCUCCGUGUUACACUCGCUAGGCCGGCCGAGGGGGCUGGUCCGGGUGGAUUGUUAUUCUCACCUGAUUCGCAGGUGAAGCCGCAAUGACAUAUCUGUAAGGUGUGUUAAAACCGGUGCUUAUUCUUUCGCCAGGACCUUUAAAUGAUCGGCUACUUGCCUUCACACUUUAUGUGCUUCAGAGGAAAUCUGAAAGAGAGGUUGCUGCUCCCGCCGAAGGUUGCCGCUUGUGCUGCUGCUUCGAUCCGGCGUGAUCAAUAAUGGGCCUUUUGGCGGACGGACGGGAAGGUGGAACAGAUAUCCAACAAGCUGUCCGCUCCUAGUGCAACCCUUCUAUGUGGCUUACAGCUAAAUAUACUGUCGUCAUUCCGCAUUUAGCAAGAAAUCUGCAAGUCAGCCGGCCGCAGUGCCUCCUGAAACCUGUUCUUUCCCCUGUGCUGCUAGUGACGUGCCCCGGCUGUCAUCAAUGCCUUCCGCUUUGGCGGUCUUCACCUGCCGGCCCAACUCGCAUCCCUUCCAGGAGCGCCAUGUGUACCUGGACGAGCCUGUCAAGAUCGGGCGAUCGGUGGCCCGCUGUCGCCCGGCGCAGAACAACGCCACGUUUGACUGUAAAGUGCUGUCCCGGAACCAUGCCCUUGUUUGGUUCGACCACAAGACUGGAAAGUUCUAUUUACAGGAUACAAAGAGCAGUAAUGGAACUUUCAUUAAUAGCCAGCGCUUAAGUAGAGGAUCUGAAGAAAGUCCACCAUGCGAGGUUCUUUCUGGCGACAUUAUCCAGUUUGGGGUGGAUGUCACGGAAAACACUCGCAAAGUUACACAUGGCUGUAUAGUUUCUACAAUUAAACUGUUUUUACCUGAUGGCUUAGAAGCACGACGACGAACAGAUGUUAUUCCAGCUCCCUUGCCGCUUCCUGUUGAUAAGGCAGCUGCUAAUGCUCCCAGUAUGUAUUCUCAGGAACUCUUUCAGCUGUCACAGUAUUUACAGGAGGCCCUACAUCGGGAACAAAUGCUUGAGCAAAAAUUGGCCACCUUGCAGCGAUUGCUGGCUAGUACACAGGAAGCAUCGGAGAGUAGCUGGCAGGCCUUAAUAGAUGAAGACAGGCUGCUUUCAAGAUUAGAGGUGAUGGGAAACCAGUUGCAGGCCUAUUCAAAAAACCAAACUGAAGAUGGUAUUAGGAAAGAGCUGGUAGCCUUACAAGAAGACAAACACAACUAUGAGACAACAGCCAAAGAGUCCCUGAGGCGGGUUCUUCAGGAAAAAAUUGAGGUUGUCCGAAAACUGUCCGAGGUGGAGAGAAGCUUGAGCAACACUGAGGAUGAAUGUACGCAUCUGAAAGAAAUGAACGAGCGAACACAAGAAGAGCUCAAAGAGCUGGCUAACAAAUAUAAUGGAGCUGUAAAUGAAAUCAAAGAUCUUACAGAUAAGUUAAAACAAGCAGAGGGCAGGCAAGAGGAGAUCCAACAGAAAGGACUGUCAGAAAAGAAAGAGCUACAGCACAAAAUUGAGGAAAUGGAGGAAAAAGAGCAAGCACUACAGGCCCGUAUUGAAGCCUUACAAGCAGAUAAUGACUUCACCAAUGAAAGGUUGACUGCAUUACAAGUACGUUUAGAGCAACUUCAAGAGAAAAAUAUAAAGGAGCACAACAGUUUAGACCACUUUCUUUUAAAGAGUGGAGGGGACAGCACAUUUAUCCAACAAUUCAUUCAGUGCCAGACUGUAAGGCAAAUAAAAGAGCAAGUAGACUCCACUCAUAACAAUAAGAAUGCUGGUUUCGAAGGUGUUAUUGAUGCUCGGCUAGACAGCAAUCAAAAUACAGAUGAAAAUUUUCUACGGACCCCUGAUAAGUUAAAAGCAAAGCUUAUAGAUGAUGAGCAUCUGCUAAGAGUAAUGGAAGAAACCAAGCUCUUAAAAGAAAAUCAAGUUGAAGCAAAGGAAUCAGAUAUGUCUGAUACACUUAGCCCCAGCAAGGAGAAAAGCAGUGAUGACACUACAGAUGGUCAAAUGGAUGAACAUGAGCUGACCGAGCCACCAAUUAAAGUUUCUCUGUUAAAAGAUGAAGUGCAACGUUUAAAUUUUGACAGUGGGGACACUGAGAAGGUGAUACAGCAUUUACACAAAGAACUUGUAGAAGCGCAAGAAUUGGCUAAAGUUGGCAAACAGAAAUGUGUGGAACUGCAAGCCUUACUUGAAGAAGAACGAAGAUCUAGCCAGCAACAGACCGAGGAAUCGAAAAAACAGAUCCAGUUUCUUCAAGCCCAUUUGCACAAGCUGCAGAAGGAUAUUGAAAUUCUUAAGGAGGAAAAGGAAAGCGAGAUCUCAAACACAAGAGAUGAACUCGCUAAUGCUCAAGAGGAGAUUUCAGUGAUGCGACAUGCUAUGGAGGUGGCAACAUCAGAACGGGAGAAAGAAAUAGUCUUUCUGCAGGAGGAUCUCAGCACAGUGCAACGUGAGCUGGAGAAAUGGCGUAAAGCUGCCUCCCAGUAUGAAGAAGAAAUCACUGGAUUGCAGGCCAACUUCCAGUUUCAAAGUCAGCAGAAGGAGAGGACUGAGGAACUUCAAGAAGAAAUCGAGAAGCUUCAGAAGGAGUGUUUGAGACUACAGAGGGAAUGUGCUGCUUUGCACAAAGAGCGAGAGGGCCUUCUUGAAAAGUUGCAACAGCUUGAGAAGGAGCUGGACAGCUCUCACAAACACAGUGUGGAGUUGACCAGUAACCUUGGAGUAUUGCAAAAGACUCACAAAGAUCUGGAGAAUAAGAUUGGUGCUAUGGAAGAGCAACACCAGCAGGAUGCCAGUGGUCUCAGAAACCUUCUUGCAGAAGCAGAUAGUCGGGCAGAGACAUUACAAAAAGAGUAUGAGGAAACUCAAACCCGUAUCUUGGAGUUGAAAGGCAUGUUUGAUAAAACAGAACAAGAAAAGCAGUCACUCGCUGAAGAGCUCCAAAUGUGCAAAGCCAACCUGAAAAUGCUGCAGGAGAAAGGCAACAAUCCAUCCAUAUCGCAGCCUGUCCAAGCCAUUUUCAUCGGCCUUAUCCUGGUUUUCCUGUAUUGGUGUUUCGGCCCAUUGUGGUAGAAAGGGGCAGUGGCUGCCAUGGAUGCCAGUGGUGGCAGUGCUGGUGGCAGUGACAGUGGUCGUGCUAUACCCAUGUUUCUCCAGGGCCUCUAACUAAAAGCUUCUUCGGUCCAACUCACAUUACACAUCUUUCCACAAACUGCUGCUUCCAUCACGGCUGGGACAACUUGACCUGAUUUAGUUACUUUUAUCUCCAAAAAAAAAAAAAUCACACCCUAUUCUGGGAGUACAACAAUAGGAUUCUUGCUUUAAUUGUAUAAAGAAACAUGUAACUGUAUAUAUAUAUAUGUAGAGGGAAUAAAAAUGUGGCUUCUAAUCUAGAUAAAACCUUAUUUGCAGUUUUCCUUGUUAAUUUUUUAAGCAGCACCAUGGGAUUUUGAACUAUUACAGUGGCCUAAACUAGGCCUUUUGGUACCACACUAUUUUUUUGUGAAAUUUGGUGUGUUUUUACAAUAAAAUGCAGUGGCCACAUUAGUGGGUAAAUGUGGUUUUCUGAUUUGGUAUGCAAGCCAAAUAUGUAGUACGUACAUGGGGCACAAAGAAUCAAGUGCCUGGCUUUAGUUGUUCCACUUGUUUUUCACAAAAGUCAUCCUCUAGCAUGUCACAAAGUAUUCUGCGAUACUGCAGGGAGCCCCUUAAUCUGUUACUUCAUUCGACAAACUUCACCAAAUCUUUUUUUUAUUUUCAUUUUUUUUUUUUUUUGCCUGUCAUGUUCAUUUGUGAAUGAAUGAAAAGCUCCACAUACUUCAGCUUGGGUACUUUGUACGAGUCUUCAGUGCAUUUUUAUGUCGUAAAGUCCAAAUUAACAGUUGUCGAACAUGCUAAUGAACACUACAGAUUUUGUUUUAAAAUGAUGUAAUUCUUAGUUUCCAUUUUAUAUAUGGUAAAUAUUUAUAUGUAUGCUCGGGGGUUCCAUGUUACUAGGAAACACUGAAAUAAGCUGAUGCAAGAACAGGUCACUGGACACCCAUUUUGUUCAUAUGUUACGUCCACAUCCCUUAAUAUCAAGUGCUGCAUGCAGCAAUGUAAUCUGUGAAAGAACCAGAAUGAAAAACAUGCAGAAAAACACAAAAAUCUACAUCACUUGAGCCUUAGAAAUAUCAUGAACAUGCAUGAAACGAAAGGCACACAUAAUAAGGUCAAGACUCCAACAUGUGGCACAUGUUCUACUACAGUAAUGUCUGCUUUGGUUAAGACUCCGAUAUAAUAACACAUGCGCUAAAACAGUAACAUCCACUUUGGCAAAGACUCCAAAAUAUGGCGCACACACUUAAAACAGACAUGUCUGUCUUCAGUUAAGAGUCCAAAAUAUGGCACACGUGCUAAAAGAACGAUGUCUACUUUGGUUAACACUUGGAUAUAACACACAUGC